AUGAGGGGGCCACGUCCGCUUGGCGUCGUGAUCAAGCUCGGAACAAGCUCUAUUGUCGACGAGAAGUCCCAUGAGCCCCUCCUCUCUAUCCUGACGUCCAUAGUGGAAACGGCCGUGAAACUGAGGAAAGAUGGGCACAAAGUCAUCAUCGUCUCGUCUGGUGCCAUUGGCGUGGGACUGCGGAGGAUGGAUGUUGAUAAGCGGCCAAAGCAUCUGUCAAAGUUGCAGGCGCUCGCAGCCAUCGGCCAAUGCCGGUUGAUGAGUCUCUGGGACAGCCUAUUCACCCACCUAAACCAGCCCAUCGCUCAGAUUCUCUUGACGAGAAACGAUAUCGCGGAUGCAAGUGACCAAGAAACCCUGGCUCUUAUGUCACGCUAUCUCAAUGCUCAGAGAACCGUUAACGAGUUGCUCGACAUGGGCGUCAUUCCCAUCGUCAACGAGAACGACACGCUGGCAGUGUCGGAAAUCAAGUUUGGCGACAACGACACCCUCUCAGCCAUCACCGCAGCCAUGGUUCACGCCGACCUUCUCUUCCUCAUGACCGACGUCGACUGUUUGUACGACAAGAACCCUCGAACCAAUCCUGGGGCACAACCUAUUGAGGUGGUCGAAGACAUUGGGUCGCUGGUAGCAGACGUCUCAUCAGCCGGCUCCUCCCUCGGCACAGGCGGCAUGAUGACCAAGAUCGUGGCCGCCCGCCUCGCCACAUCCGCCGGAGUGACAACCGUCAUCACACGGUCCUCCAACCCAGGAAACAUCGUCAAGAUUGUCAAGCACAUCCAAGCCAGCCGCUCGCCGCCCUCGCUCGCCACUAAAGCCAACCAAGCCCCCGACACUCCAGAACAACAACAACACCAACAAACCGCCGAAGCCCUCCUCACCUCCUCAGUAACCACCCCAUUGUCAGACUCCGGCCGCAACACCGGGACAUCCACCCCAACCCCGAUCCCCAAAAUCCCUCUCCACACCCGCUUCCUCCCCUCGCCACACCCGGUCCGCGACCGCUACUUCUGGAUCCUGCACGGCCUGCGCCCGCACGGGACGCUGUACAUCGACCAGGGCGCGUACAAGGCGCUCGUCGGCAAGGCCGGGCUGCUGCCCGUGGGCGUGGUUGACGUGGAGGGCGUGUUUGCGCAGCAAGAGGCGGUGCGGCUGUGCGUGGUCGACCGAAGGAAGAAGACUCACGGAGCAGGAGGAGCGGGAGAUGAUGGGGGGAAGUUGUGGGAGGGCGACGCGCGGGAGGUGGGGAGGGCGCUGACGAAUUACUCGAGUAGUGAGAUUGCGAGAAUCAAGGGGAGGCAGAGUGCCGAGGUGGAGGGGAUUCUGGGGUAUGCGGAUAGCGAGUAUGUUGCACAGAGAGAGAGUAUCAGUCUGUUUGCGCCGGUCAGGGAGAGUCGGCCGGCGACGCCGGUGAGGGAGGUGGUGGAUGGGAGGGGAAUUGGCGGGUAUGAAGGUGAGGGGGCGGUGCUGUGA
Parathielavia appendiculata is the source of this 1473-nucleotide messenger RNA. RefSeq names its product glutamate 5-kinase. Gene Ontology annotation, molecular function: glutamate 5-kinase activity; ATP binding; RNA binding. Bases 1 to 1473 code for a protein of 490 amino acids. The transcript has 5 exons. Gene Ontology annotation, cellular component: cytosol; cytoplasm. The record is from RefSeq and is a predicted model, not a curated record. NCBI's taxonomy places the organism in Eukaryota, Fungi, Ascomycota, Sordariomycetes, Sordariales, Chaetomiaceae.